GGGAAAUCGGGACGAAACAAGAUUGAGUUUAUUGGCAAAACGGGAUUUGUUUAAAAGGGAAAUUGAGUGAAGAAGGAGAAUGAACGAACGAACAACGACGACGAUUAUUAAGAAAAUGGGGCAUUGAAAUGACAAGUGUGUUUAUUGCCAACUGUGUUUUAGUUUAUUAUCUUGUCAUCUGCAUGGCCCAUCUGGCAGCUUCAUUUCCUAUCGCUCUGCUGCAACACUUGUUUGAUCGGAAUGGGCCAAACUCUUGAGAUCGAUCAUCUCUCCCUGGAAAUCCCUCCUAGUUUUUAAAAAACCCUUGAUGGUUGAUGCACUGGGCGCUUUUGGGGGCAACACUUGAUGCAUUUACAGCAAGCGUUUCUUUAAAUAGCAACAGACAGCCAAGUCAUAAUGUGUUGCUCUCCAACACCACACUUGUGGAGCGACGCAAACGUCCGUUUAUCUAAAAGCACCACAUCUAUCUGGAUAGCUGUGCAAACAGUCCAUGCGUACCACUGUACCGCCAUUGAGUGCCAAUUUACGCUCCAAAAGUUCCUCCUUGCAUGAUCUAUUGUCAAGCAAAACAGAAACCAACAAUGGUCUAGUCCAUGAGCAGACGGGAGAGCAGCAGGAGGAUGGUGGGGAUAUCCCAGCUUCACCUGCCGCCACACAUGGAAUCCACUCUUGGUCAGAUAGCGAGACAUCUGCCUACAUUUCCUGGAUCAAUGCACUGCUCCCUCCCACUGACCUCGAUCUGGCGCACCUUUUGCCCCUUACGAACGCUGAAACCUUUUUUGACGCUUGUCGGACCGGUGUCCUCCUGGCCAAACUCUUGGACAAGACCAUACCGGGUUCAAUACCCAUGGAAAGAAUCCACCGGAAACCAAAGACUGAGAUUCAUAUGCGAGAGAACUGUGGACUGGUCUUGGACGCUUGUCGCAAGGUUGGCGUAAAGACGCUGAAUAUUGGGCCUGCUGAUGUGAUGGCCGGUGUGCCGCAUUUGUGUUUGGCAUUGGUCUGGCAGAUUAUCAAGGUGGGACUCAUGUCCAAAAUACAGGUGGAUGAUCCUUCCGCACCAACAGAUCAGCCCAAGUCAAAAGCUGGCACAUCUACUCAGGCCGUACCGCAGGACCGUGUCCUGCUGCAAUGGAUCAACAGAGAGUUGAAGCGCAAUGGAUGUCCUCGCUCCGUCUCUAAUUUCGGCACAGACCUUUCUGAUUCCGAAUGCUAUGCCCAUUUGCUCUCAUCCAUUGGAGAUGGAGGUGGCAUAAAUGUUACCGGGGUACUACAAGAAAGGGACUUUUAUCGACGGGCAGAGAUGGUUCUGGAUGCUGCAGAUGCACUUGGGUGCCGAUACUUUGUUACUCCCAAAGAAAUUGUGGCGGGCAACCGAAAGUUGAGCAUGGCAUUUUUGGCGGUUUUGCAUGAAGCAAUGAUACGAUUGGGGAGACAUGGCGAGCGGGACCAGGUUGCGAGACACAGGGAGACAAGCGAGACAUUCGCACAACAAAGCUCGGAGAUCAAGCGACUCAAAGACGAGCUAGACACCAUGCGGGCCAAGAUGAAAAUAGUAGAGUAUCAAAACGCUGAACUCCAGCAAUUGGAAGGAAGGGCGAUGGGUGAGGUCGGAGGUUACAAGAAAAAGGUGGACGCUCUUCAAACCCAGGUGAAGGAACUCUUGGCCGAAAGAUCAACUCUAGAGUCCGAAGCAGAAACCGCGCAAGCAGACGCAGCUGCACUCCGAAAAGAAAAUGGCGAACUCCAAAAGAAAACUCGCUCCCUGAAAGAAGAGUCAGGGCUCCUCCGUGCCGAAAUCAAGGCCCUUACUUCCGAAAACCGCUCCCUCCAACAGGAGCUCGACAACCUUUUGCAAGAGCUUCGGGACCAGGCCACGGAGCUUAAAGAGAAGCUUAUGGAAGCUGGAGAGACGGUGGCAAGAAUGACAACCGAACGAGUUAAACUUCGUGCAGAGUUGGAUGAGAUGACCAUCGAACGAGCACAGCUCCGUCAGGAAAUCGAAGCUCAGACGGCAGCUAGAUAUAAAUUAGAGGAAGAGCUUGAUAUGCGACAGCAUGAAUUGAAACGAAUCUCUGUCGUGACGGAUUCAGCGAUUCGCGAAAAAGAAAUGCUACACAAACGUGUGUCGGACAUGGAGAUUGACAUUGAAGCCACUGAAGGGCUACUCCAAUCCCAGGAUGCUCCACCAGAGACCCGAGCAAUACAAGUCGGCUUGGAAGCACUAUUAGAAACCGAUACAACACCUGCGAUUGUAGAGGAUCAACUACGAUCGUCCACUGCUACUUUAUCAACGUCAAAGCGACCUCGCAGUGUGAGUCUCCUUGCAAGGAACUCGACAUCGGAUCUGCAACUCCUAGGAUCACCAUUAGGUCUCCGCUCCAGAGCGUCAUCCGUGACAAGCGGGACUAGCACAUCUGAUAGACCUCGCGUCCUUCCAGUGGCAGUGCAGAUAAAGUGGCUGCUGGAUGACAAGGACAAGUUAAAGGAUGAUUUGGAAAAGGCUUUGAACCGUGUUCGCAACCUUGAAGAGACGAUAAGAAUGUUAAAAUCUGCGAGUGAAGCUGUUCGGUUGGCGCAAGCCAUGGAUCCUGUUGCGGAUGUAGAGAGGCCGGUUUCCGAAGUAGUGGAACGGAUGGAUAAGAUCAAUACCGAAAUGCGCGCAUUGACAACUAGGAUUCGAACUAGACAUCACCCAACUUCCAAAUUGCACACUAGCAUGACUUGAUACAUAGGUUUAGGUAGGAUUUCAAGCAGAUAGACAAAGCCGUAGUUUAUUUAGGGAUUAGGACCUUAUAUGAGACAAAGAAGAACUGCUUGCUGUCUCUCAAGUCAGGUAAACGUCAAAUAGGGUAGACCUUGAAGCAACUAUUACUUGAACAUGUCCUAUAUCCUGUACCCUUGCCCUAUACAUCUGACCCAUAAAAAUAUACACGUAGAAUCCUACCUAAAAUACAUCUUUUA
Molecule: messenger RNA, 2964 nt
Organism: Spizellomyces punctatus DAOM BR117
Lineage: Eukaryota; Fungi; Chytridiomycota; Chytridiomycetes; Spizellomycetales; Spizellomycetaceae
Exons: 3
Coding region: 491-2728 (745 amino acids)
Biological process (GO): actin filament network formation; actin filament bundle assembly
Cellular component (GO): actin filament bundle; actin filament; cytoplasm
Molecular function (GO): actin filament binding
Source: RefSeq, a predicted model, not a curated record